ACAGAAAGCUUGUGUGUCUGUGUGCGUGAGUGAUGGAAAGUACUCAUGUGGUGGAAAGUAACUAGUUUUGAGAGUCUAGACUGUGCACAAAGAAGCUAUAGUUAAAUAUGCUCCUCACGGCUGCUUCUUUAUUCACAUACUUUCUAUAUGGAAAGAAAAUGUGAAAUAAUCAAGGUAGAGUAAAUCUAAUGCACCCAAUAUAAUCGAUUAACAGACCUUCGCUAUUGCAGAUAAAAGGACCACCCAUUUGAAGAAUAGCCCACCCUGAAGGAAGCUACUAGAAACAAAACUAUUCUUAGUUUCAGUUGAAAAAUCAAAGCUGUUAUUGAUUCAGUUUCUGGCCAUAAAUCGCUCACUAUCCUACGAGCGGAUCUUGUAAACGAAGGAACACAUUUCCUCGCCUCUGGUUGGAGUCAUGACUGGAUGUACAGAUGUUUAAUGACCAACAGGCCCGUUUACGCCGCCGUGUGUUUGGAGUUUCAAUCGGGCUUCGUCUCCUCGUGUGGGAGCAGCGGGCGCACGGAUUCGCUCUUCAUCACAGCCGCCGGCUGGAGAGUGCUGUGGUUGUUGCCAUGACGACCGGGGACCACGCUUCCUAGUUUCUUCCUAGUUUCUUAUGGUUUUGGCCCCUGAUUUGAUGCUUUUUCUGUUACGGAGGCUCUCCGAGGUGGUCCUUUGGUUUGGGUUGUCAGUAAGUCGUGUUUGUUCAUAUUCACUUCAUUUGUUUCCAUCGCAGAUGCUAUUUUUAGUCGCUUACUAACAGCUGGAGUGUGUUGGAGCUCUGAACAUUCUCUCCUAUAACUUCUCUCAGAUCAUUGUCCAGAUGUCAUGUUCACAUCAAUAUCGUUACUGUGCUGUAUCAAAGUCACUCGCUAACAUCCUCCCUCCUCCUCCCCCUCCACCCUCCUCUCCCCCCCAAAAGACCCCUUUGCUCCCGCGGACGGCAGCACCAACGCAGCGCCUUCAGGUCUAGACCUUUUCGGCAUGAUGGAGAAUAAUAGUCUGGAUGCCUGUUUUAGCUCUGUGGUUCCCCAGCCUUCCCCUUCACCCUCACCGCUCUUCACCUCCGCCUCCAGCGCCAUCACCACCACCACCACCACCACCGCCAGCAUUUCAGCUCCCACCGCCGCCAACCCUGCGGCUGACCUUUUCGGCGAUCUCUUUGAUUCCAUGCCAGACGCGAGCAUCCCCAGAGCAGACCCCGCCGCGGGUGUCGACUUGUUUACGGCAGCGGACAUGUUCAGCUCCCCCGUCCUCUCCUCCGCACCGAGCCCCGGAGGCAUCAUGAACCCGUUUGGUGGUGGGUAACUCACUCCUGCCCCCGCCCCCCCCCCCCUCGCUCAUGAUUGAUCACCGGGGGAGUAGAAUGUGGGCAAAAUCAGAUUCAAUAACUAUAGUUGUGAUCAGGCUCCAUCAGUGGACAGAAAUACGGGGAACAGCGUAUCUUUGUUGCAUAUUAUACAUUUGUGAAUCAGACGCCGGAGAUGAAGCUUGAUCGUGCUGAAAUUGUUAAAUUAUUUGGAAAUAUUGUGUUUAUUUUCACUUUUCCUGGCCUGUUUGAAAAUGCGGACUGUCAAAUGAGCACGGCGAGACGUGUCCCCAUGACUGAAAUACACGCAUUGUGUCUUCAGCCUUCCCAUCUAACUCUGAGCCCUUGUUUUACCAGCGAGAAGCCGAAGGCUGACUAUUACCCCUUCUUUGCCCUCAUGCUGCGACGGGAUCGGCUCACCGGUCCGCUUUGACCCGGUCGGGUAUGUUUUGAUUCCACC
Molecule: messenger RNA, 1769 nt
Organism: Gasterosteus aculeatus aculeatus (three-spined stickleback)
Lineage: Eukaryota; Metazoa; Chordata; Actinopteri; Perciformes; Gasterosteidae
Source: RefSeq, a predicted model, not a curated record